GAUCCUGUCCCUGUUUGUGCCACUUGCCUCUUACACCCGAUACAAAUUCUCUCUAGUUCUUCCCCUUUUCUCUCUCAGUAUCUCACACGUGACUAUAAAAUCUGAGGAGAUUCCCCCCUUUCCCCACAAAUGAUCACUUCUCGUCUCCCCCGACUUCCCCCGUUCUCUCCAUAAUUCUCAAAUGUCAAUUUAAAAUCUUCUCCAAUGAGGGGGAUUUCCCCACCCAUUUUAUCUGCAGCGAUUUGUCCUUGUCUAGGUGGGAAAUUGUUGCCCUGAGUCACUCCCUAAAACAUGGCUGCCCCUGGGUGGGGAUGGAAUGAGAUGCCCGUUCUCUGCCAGGGCGGGGAAGGGAGGAACACCUGUCCCCCACGGAGACUGCCCAGACCCCAGUUUCCUAAUCCCACUUGUUGCCCCCUAAUUACCAACACAGUUGCCCACAGCAAUCACCUGCCCAUCCCCGACAGCUGCCCCUUCCCUCACGCAGGGAUCCUUCCAGCUCCCCCUCCUUCUCCCUUACCCUCUUAAAUCAGCUCCUCAAAGGGCUCCCUGCUGCCCAUGUGCAUGGUGGGGAGGUGGCACGGGGGGAGACUAUCACUUUCUGUUUAUGUAUCGGACAGUGGUAUAAAAUCCAGUCAAACAGUCCCCCUUUUCCAACUAGCAAUAUAAAAUUCUCCUCUUAUCAGGGAAAGUGCUGGGGAUUGUCAUGAAACUGACUGAACAAACAGCCCCCCGUCAUUUCUCCUCUCAUUAGUAAUUGCCAGGAGAAAAUUCAGCCAUGGGAGAGCAAAUAACCAAGGAAUGGGACUUUCGCAGCCAGAGGGGCAGGGAGAGAGGACGGGGAAGGAGAGACUGAAAGGGGCAGUGAUAGAAAUGAGUGGAGGGAGAGAGAUUUCCUGCUCUCUAAUCCACCCUGACACAUAUAUUGCAGCAUAGGCAUAGGCAGGGAGGGAUAGCUCAGUGGUUUGAGCAUUGAACCAUCCAGGAUUGUGGGUUCAAUCCUUCAAGGGGCCAAUUAGGGGAAAAAAUUAGGGAUUGGCCCUGUUUUGAGCAGAGGGUUGGACUAGGAGACCUCCUGAGGUCCCUCCAACCCUGAUAUUCUAUGGGUCUAUGAUCCCUGGGCACAAUCACUUUCCAGUGAACAAAAUAAGGAUCAGACAGAGGAAAAGCCAGUUUCUCACUCCAUAUUUCUGCUGCUGUGGGGUCAGUGUCCAAGAGAAUCCCCCACAGGGAGUCCUUUGGUUCAGCUCUUUUCUAGCAUUGUGUUCAGAGACUUUGUUAUGGGAUGGGGGGAGGGAAAAGGGAGUAGGGGCCAGGUCUACACUCUAAUAAAGAGAUCAAGCAUUUUCCCAGCAUGGCAGACUCUAGGAUGUCUGUCUGCAGGGAAAGGGCCUGGAAGGAUCGUGAUGUGAAAUGAACUAAAGCCUGUUCUGAAACCCCCACAAUUACCCUUCUCACCCUCCCAGGCUGCAGAAUGACAUCCCUGUUUCGCUCCAGCUCAUCCCAUCCUCCCAUGGGACAGGGGAGAAAAAUGGCUGCAGUGGAGCAAGUUCAGGGGCUGGUGACCUUUGAGGAGGUGUCUGUGUAUUUCACCAGGGAAGAGUGGGCUCUGCUGGACCCCGCUCAGAGAGCUCUUUAUAGGGACGUCAUGCAGGAGAACUAUGAGAACGUGACCUCGCUGGCAUUUCCAGUUUUAAAACCUGAUGUGAUCUCCCAGUUGGAACAAGGGGAAGAGUCAUGGGUCCCAGACCUCCAGCGUUCAGAGGAAAGAGAGCUCCUGAGAGCUCCCUGCACAGGACUUGGGAUUUCCUAGGAAGGGCCAUUUACUGCCAGGGACCAAAGGGGAAACUUCUUCACAGUCUGGAGGAAGAAAGGCCUCUGGGUCUACAGCAAACCGCUGGAUGCUGACUUGUUGAGUAAAUACAGGGCUGGCCAGAGAGGCCAUAGAGGCCUUGAGCAAGGAAGGGAAAAAUUGUCCAGCCAGGCUCUUCCACACCUGCCUGCCCUAUGGGGUAAGGGCCAUCCCUCAGGGCUUUGAAACCUGCAAUCUAAAUUCAAGUCUCAGUGGGACCUUGGGGUCCUUUAGUUGCCAGCUAACCCUACUGGGAUUUCCAAAGUUUCAUCUUGCUCUCUCAAAUGACUUGGGAGCCUGUCUUUUGCCCGCUAGUUGUUGUGACUUGAGCACAAGAGUGGACGUUUGAUCCAGAAGGCUGGCCGUGCCUGGAGUCCUGUAGAUGGGGAUGUGAGCUGCAUUUCCUCUCAGUCCUGAAGCUGGGCUGCAGCCUGGCCCAGGAGCCAGCCCUAUUGGUUGACCUACUGGCCCAAAGUCACUUGGGUGGUGUUGGUGUUCCCCAGGAAUGCUGAAGGGCGGGCCUAAGGGAGGGGGGAUUAAUACUGCUCCCUAUAAGUCAGGGUGGAAGAGGAGGGCUGCAAGAGUGGGCAGGUUGAGGAGCUGGGCCUUCUUGCAUUCGGUGGGGGACGAGGUGGGCAAAGCGAACCGGGAGAAGCAGUUGCUGGCCUGUGAAGAAUGGUUCGGCAGGUGACAUAUUUGGACCUUGUCAUUAGCCUACAAGGUUGUCAUGCUCAAGACCUAUAUUUUGGCCAUGGGGAAUUUCCUCAGCUAUGUAUUUCACCCUGCUCUACGAGUGCUGCUGAAACUGAACACGAUGGCCUUCCACUUCUCGUGGGGCAAUAGGAUGUCCCUACCAAGUCAGGAGAAGUGUGUCUUUUCUGCUGUAUUAAAAGAGGGGUUGGGGCUGGUGGGCUUUGAAGACUUUUACGGCCCUACUUUUUUGUUUUUCAAUUUUCAGUGGGUGGCUGAUCUGGAGGUCAGGUCAGAUCUGAGGGGAAUGGAGGGGCAACCACAAGGAAUGCAACUGACUCUUCAGAUAUGGCCAUAUUUUUUUCGAGCCCACUGGGUGCAGCACUGGGUAUGGGAUGGCCGAUGGUGGCAGAAGGGGGAGGAGUUUAGGAAGCCCCCUUUCUAGUGUUCUUCUACUCCCACCUUACAUCCUACAGGAUUUUCAGUGGGUGGCUAGGUGGAAGGUGCUUGCAGGAUGGCUUCAGCCGCAACAGUGGCCACCCUCACAGCAGCGGCGGCCACAGCAGUGAGGCCCUUCCCUUCGUCUCAGUCUGAACAGAGGUCAACAUACCACUGGGUGAGACAGGCAAAUUUUAGGGAGCUUCCUCUGAAG
Chrysemys picta bellii (western painted turtle) is the source of this 3191-nucleotide messenger RNA. The record is from RefSeq and is a predicted model, not a curated record. NCBI's taxonomy places the organism in Eukaryota, Metazoa, Chordata, Testudines, Emydidae.